Molecule: messenger RNA, 1833 nt
Organism: Pyrus x bretschneideri (Chinese white pear)
Lineage: Eukaryota; Viridiplantae; Streptophyta; Magnoliopsida; Rosales; Rosaceae
Exons: 13
Coding region: 4-1380 (458 amino acids)
Biological process (GO): regulation of transcription by RNA polymerase II
Cellular component (GO): nucleus
Molecular function (GO): transcription coregulator activity; double-stranded DNA binding
Source: RefSeq, a predicted model, not a curated record
UUCAUGGCGGAGAGCGAUCGCAAUCAUUCAAGUGAAAUGGAAGCAAGACUCGACGGGAAAGAUCAUCGAUGGCUAUCUACGGCGGAAAUAUGUGAUGUUCUUCGAAAUCCUAACGGAUUUACAAUUUCUGAGGUGCCUGAAUAUAUGCCACCAAGUGGAUCCUUUUUUUUUUUUGAUAAGAACGUGCAGAGGCAUUUUAGAAAAGAUGGCUAUGAAUGGAAGAAGACAAAAGAUGGAAAGAUUGUUAAGGAAGCCCAUGAGAAGCUCAAGGUUGAAGGUGUUGAUGUAGUGCACUGCUACUAUGCUCAUAGAGAAGAUGAUAAUGAUUUUCAACGACGCAUUUACUGGUUGGUUGAUAAGAAUCUCUCAAAUAUGGUUCUUAUCCACUAUCGGGAUAUAAAGGUUAUGCCUCACACUGUCAGUUCCAAUCCAAGUAAUUUCCAGCAUUCACAAGCUACAUAUGCGACAAACUUGAAUAGUACUCAGACAUCAGAGCCCGAAAACACUGUUUCAGCAUCUAAUCACCUAGCAAGUCAUGGGGUACUCUAUGUUCCUGGAUAUGAGAUUGCUUCUUCUAUUUCCAAUUCAAGUAAUUUCCAGCAUUCACAAGCUACAGAUGCGAUAAACUUUCUAGAUUUUCAAGAUAAUUGGUUCGAGAAUUUAUUUAUUGACCCUAGUGAUGGGGGAAUCCCCGAGAAUUCAUGUACUGGGUUACCUGCCUGCACCAACUCGAGUGCUGCGGUGCAGCCAAGUCAUUCAUCUCUUGGAAAAAGGCAAUGCGAUUCCACUAACUCCAAGGCCACACCCCUUGCAACCAUGGAAGGAGUAGAUGAAGAGGAAGAGGGAAACAAUACAAACCAAUCGCGGAAGCGACUCAAAGUCACCUGUGGCCAGAAGUCAAUUGCUACUUCUGCUGCAACCAACAUAACUGCUGCUCCUGAGUCUAGCACUCCAGCCAUGCUGCAAUCAAGACCAACCUCAGAUGCCAACCAAGAUUUUGAGAAUCAAGAGCAGGAACUCGAGCCUACCUCUAUUGAGCCAGAAAAUGGCAAAAGCAAGGCUGUCGUUCAAAAUGAUUUUGGGUCAAGAAAGAGUCAUGAGUUUUCAAAAGUUGCAGUUUGGGACUCCUAUAAAAGCCUCCUUGAACUUUUAGGCCGAGGGUUUGCACCCAAUACACUGGCCAGCUCCUCUAUUUCUACUCCUGCCACAGACUCGCAAGCCAUAGAAACAGUCAGAACUUUUCUAGAAAUGGACUUUGCUACUAUGGUUGGCAGUGUUAAACAAACUGACAUGAUUUCACACAUUAAGAGACUCGUAGUUUCUAGUUGGUUUCCCUCUGACAGCGGCAAAACAAGCAUUUUGCAAUAUUGGAGCAGCUAGAGCAACCUAUUUGAGACUAUUCCGAGUAUGAUAAGGGCAAAAAAUUGAAUGCCCAAGUCGAAGAUAUGAGAAAGCUUCUUGAAAUUAAGGUUCAGUUUUGUGAUAGCAAGAUGAGAGACUAUCAAAGACUUGAGAAUGAGAGAAAGCAGAUUGUAGCCAAGCAGGCUGUAAUAUGUGCUGAAGUUGGUGGCGCCGUCAAAGAGACUGAACGGAACCAGGCAGAACUCAAUGAAUUGCUCCCACAGCGAGAUCAAUUUAUACAAAAUGAGGCUAAUCUCAAGACCAGCUUGGUUAUUGGAGAUGGCUACUGGACAAUCUUGAAGAAAGUAAUUUUCGACAACCUCGCUCUGUGACUUUUUCUUUGGGUUGCAUUUGGGCUGCAAUUGUUAUUCUUUUACUUUUCUUUUUGGUGGUGGAUCUUAACAAAUUCGACCCAUAAUAUACCAAAAUGGC